Xyrauchen texanus (razorback sucker) is the source of this 963-nucleotide messenger RNA. RefSeq names its product mix-type homeobox gene 2 (gene mxtx2). Lineage: Eukaryota; Metazoa; Chordata; Actinopteri; Cypriniformes; Catostomidae. Gene Ontology annotation, molecular function: DNA binding. The record is from RefSeq and is a predicted model, not a curated record.
AUGUGGUCUGACUGCAUUGCUCAAGAUGGACACUCACAGGCCAGUAAGAUUGCAGGCCGCAGGAAAAUAACCUGUUUCACGAAAGAGCACUUGGAACUUCUGCGAAUGGCUUUCAGUGUGGACCAAUAUCCUGGUAUUAGUGUCAGAGAAAGUCUGUCUCAAGCUACUGGCCUGCCAGAGUCGCAAAUUCAGGUGUGGUUCCAGAACAAGAGGGCCAGAACCAUGAAGAACAAAGCCAUUUGGGUCUCACACGAGCUGGACACAGCCACUCCUCUGGCUAGCCCUUUCCUACCUCCUCAUAUGUCCAGUAUGGGACUUAAUGGACAGCAAAGGAGCAUUCCAGAGGCAUCCUUUAACAUUGUUCAACCUCAGAUGCCUCAGUUUCCACCAAGAGACUACAGCACACCUGUCAUCAAACCACGACAAAGCAGACUGAUGGGAACCAGCUCUUGUUCUUCUUCUCUGCCCUCUGAUCUGCAAAAGUUGGCAGACAGAUGGAGCUUGGGAGAAAGCACACAGUCCUCUCCUGAAUCUACCUGGAGUCCACCAGAGCAGGGUUUUGGGAACUCCUACAAGGAUGAGAGUAAUACGUCCUACCCACCACCUCCUUACCCCCAUCGUAGUGCCAAGGUUGAGUAUGCUACUGGCCUGGAGUCACUGCCAACCUCCCCGGCCUCUUCUGAUUCUGCAUUUUGGGACAUGGGACUGGAAAAUUGCUCUCCAUCUGUACCAUACUUUGACUGUUGCAGCCCAUUGGACAGGCUUGUUGAGGAGCAGCCUGUGGGCCCACUCCCAUUUCUGUCCACACAGUGUGUGGAUGAUGUCCUUGGGAAAAUGGAACCAGCCUGUUGGAUCUUAAAUGGCCAGAAGGAUCUACAGUCAUUUUUAAAUAUGCCGCAUCUAGGAUUUUUCACUACUACUGAGACUGUUUUACACUGUUUUAUCAUAGAGUUUGUGAUUUAA